AUGGCUCUUACUACCACUCAGGCCUCAACAACCACUGAAGCUGCCACAACUACUGCGCCAACAAACACUGAAACUGCCACAACCACUAUAGCUCCUACUACCAAAGAGGCCCCAACAACCAGUGCCACAACUACUAUAGCUCUUACCACCACAGAGGCCAAAACAACCACUGAAUCUGCCACAUCCACUGAAGCUGCCACAACCACCAUAGCUCCUACUAACACUGAGGCCCCAACAACAAAUGAAGCUGCCACAACUACUCUAGCUCCUACUACCACUGAGGCUCCUACUACCACUGAAUCCCACACAACCACUGAAGUUCCAACAACUACUAUAGCUCUUACCACCACUGAGGCGCCAACAAACACUGAAACUGCCACAACCACUAUAGCUCCUACUACCAAAGAGGCCCCAACAACCAGUGCCACAACUACUAUAGCUCUUACCACCACAGAGGCCAAAACAACCACUGAAUCUGCCACAUCCACUGAAGCUGCCACAACCACCAUAGCUCCUACUAACACUGAGGCCCCAACAACAAAUGAAGCUGCCACAACUACUCUAGCUCCUACUACCACUGAGGGCACAACUACCACUGAAACUGCCACAACCACUGCCUCAACAACCACUGAAGCUGCCACAACUACUGUAGCUCUUAUCACCACUAAGGCCCAAACAACCACUGAAACUGCCACAACCACUGUAGCUCCUACCACUGAAACCCCAACAACCGCUGAAGCUGCCACAACUACUGCGCCAACAACCACUGAAACUGCCACAACCACUAUAGCUCCUACUACCAAAGAGGCCCCAACAACCAGUGAAGCAGCCACAACCACUGCCCCAACAACAAAUGAAGCUGCCACAACUACUGUAGCUCCUACUACCACUGAGGGCACAACUACCACUGAAGGUGCCACAACUACUAUAGCUCUUACCACCACUGAGGCCAAAACAACCACUGAAUCUGCCACAUCCACUGAAGCUGCCACAACCACCAUAGCUCCUACUAACACUGAGGUCCCAACAACCACUGAAGUUGCCACAACUACUGUAGCUCUUAUCACCACUAAGGCCCAAACAACCACUGAAACUGCCACAACCACUGCCCCAACAACAAAUGAAGCUGCCACAACUACUGUAGCUCCUACUACCACUGAGGGCACAACUACCACUGAAGGUGCCACAACUACUAUAGCUCUUACCACCACUGAGGCCAAAACAACCACUGAAUCUGCCACAUCCACUGAAGCUGCCACAACCACCAUAGCUCCUACUAACACUGAGGCCCCAACAACAAAUGAAGCUGCCACAACUACUCUAGCUCCUACUACAACUGAGGGCACAACUACCACUGAAAUUGCCACAACCACUACUGAGGCUAUAACAACCACUGAAGCUGCCACAACUACUGUAGCUCCUACUACCACUGAAUCCCACACAACCACUGAAGUUGCCACAACCACUAUAGCUCCUACUACCAAAGAGAUACCACAACCACUGUGGAAGCUACCACAACCACUAUACCACAACCACUGUGGAAGCUACCACAACCACUCUCCUACUACCACUGAGGACACAACUACCACUGAAGGUGCCACAACUACAAUAGCUAUUACCACCACUGAGGCCCAAACAACCACUGAAUCUGCCACAACCACUGAAGCUGCCACAACCACCGUAGCUCCUACUAAUACUGAUGACACAACUACCACUGAAGGUGCCACAACUACAAUAGCUAUUACCACCACUGAGGCCCAAACAACCACUGAAUCUGCCACAACCACUGAAGCUGCCACAACCACCGUAGCUCCUACUAAUACUGAGGCCUCAACAACCACUGAAGCUGCCACAACUACUGUAGCUCCUUCCACCAAUGAGGCCCAAACAACCACUGGAACUGCCACAACCACUGUAGCUCCUACUACCACUGAGGCGCCAACAACCACUAAAGCUGCCACAAAUACUGUAGCAUUUACUACUACUAAGGCCCCAACAACUACUGAAGCUGCCACAACUACUAUAGUUCCUACCACCCCUGAGGCCCAAACAACCACUGAAUCUGCCACAACCACUGAAGCUGCAACAACUACUAUACCUCCCACUACCACUGAGAUCCCAAUAACCACUGAAGCUCUGCCACAAAUUCUUGAAGCUGCCACAACCACUUUAGCUCAUACUACUACUGAGGCCCCAACAACAACUGAAGCUGCCACAACUACUGUAGCAUUUACUACUACUAAGGCCCCAACAACCACUGAAGCUGCCACAACUAUUGUAGCUCUUGCCACCACUGAGGCCCAAACAACCAAUGAAGCUGCCACAACUACUGCCCCAACAACAAAUGAAGCUGCCACAAGUACUGUAGGUCCUACUCCCACUGAUGCCCAAACAACUGAAGCUGCCACAACCACCGUAGUUCCUACUAAUACUGAGGUCCCAACAACCACUGAAGCUACCACAACCACUGCGCCAAUAACCACUGAAACUGCCACAACCACUAUAGCUCCAACUACUAAUGAGGCCCUAACAACCACUGUAGCUCUUGCCACCACUGAAGCCCCAACAACCACUGAAGCUGCCACAACUACUUUAGCUCUUUCUACCACUGAGGCCCAAACAACCACUGAAGCUGCCAGAACCACUGAAGCUGUCACAGCCACUGUAGCUUCUAAAACCACUGAAGCUGCCACAACUGCCACAACCACUGCAGCUCUUAUUACCACUGUGGCCCCAACAACCACUGAAGCUGCCACAACUGCUGUAGCUUUUACUACCACAAAGGCCCCAAUAUCCACUGAAUCUGCCACAACCACUGCAGCUCUUACCACCACUGAGGCCCCAAGAACCAGAACCACAGAAGCUUCCACAAAUACUGCCCUAACAACCACUGAAACUGCCAUUCUAGUUCUUACUACCACUGAGGCUCCACCAACCACUACUAUUACUGAAGCCCCAAAAACUACAGAAGCUGCCACAACCACUUUAGCGCCUACUACCACUGAGUCCCUAACAACAAAUGAAGCUGCCUCAACCAGUGUAGCUCCUACUACUGAGGCCACAACGACCACUGAAGCUCCCACAUCUACUGUAGCUCUUACCACCACCAAGGCCCCAACACCCACUGAAAUUGCCACAACCACUUUGGCUCCUACUACCACUGAGGCCUCAACAACCACUGAAACUAUCACAACCACUGAAACUAUCACAACCACUGUAGCUCCUAUUACCACUGAGACCCUAACAACCACUGAAACUCCUACUACCACUGAGACCCCAACAACCACUGAAACUAUCACAACCACUGUAGAUCUUACCACCACUGAGGCCCCAAGAACCACUGAAACAUCCACAACCACUUUAGCUCCUACUACCACUGAAGCCCUAAGAACCACUGAAACUGCCACAACAACUGUAGCUCCUACUACCACUGAGACCCCAAGAACCACUGAAACUAUCACAACCACUGUAGAUCUCACCACCACUGAGACCCCAAGAACCACUGAAACUAUCACAACCACUUUAGCUCCUACUACCACUGAAGCCCCAACAACCACUGAAACUAUCACAACCACUGUAGAUCUCACCACCACUGAGACCCCAAGAACCACUGAAACUGCCACAACCACUUUAGCUCCUACUACCACUGAAACCCCAAGAACCACUGAAACUAUCACAACCACUUUAGCUCCUACCACCACUGAAGCCCCAACAACCACUGAAGCCCCAACAACCACUGAAACUGCCAUAACUAUUGCACUUUCUUCUACCACUGUGGUCCCAACAACCACUGAAACUGCCACAACCACUGUAGCUCCAAUCACCACUGAAGCCCCAACAACCACUCAAGCUACCACAACCCCUCUACCUCCUACUACCACUGAAGUCCCAACAACCACUGAAGGUGCCACAAUCACUUUAGCUCCUAAUAUCACUGAGGGACUAACAACCACUGUAGCUGCAACAAUCACUGUAGCUCUUACUACAACUGACACCCCAACAACCAGUGAAGCUGCCACAACUAUUAUAGGUCCUACCACCACUGAGGCACCAACAACCAAAGAAGCUGCUACAACUCUUGUAGCUCCUAAUACCACCGAGGCACCAAUAACCACUACAGAAGCCUUGGCAAUGACUGAACGCCUUACAAGUACAGUAGCUUCCACUUCCAUUGAAGCACUAUCAACGGUAGAAUCUACUAGUACUGUCUCUAGUACAACUGAAGCACUUGAAACCACUACAGUUUCAAUAACUAUUCCACUCUACACAACCGCUGAAGCCAGAACAUCUUUAGCCACCACUACCAAUAAGGCCCCAACAACCUCUAGAACAGUGAGAACCACCUCAAUCCCUACUAAAACUUUGGCCCCAACUACUGAGACAAAGACAACAACCACUUCCUCCCCACUUACUACCAAAGCCCUAACACCCACUUUAAGUUCUACAACCAUUGAUGCCCCAACAACAACUAUCACUUCUACUACCAUUGAUGUUGUAACAAUUGCUAUCACAUCUACUACCAUUCAAAACCCAAGAACCACUGUCCCAACAACAAUUGAACCUGCCACAACCACUGUAGCUCCCACUACUACUACUGCCCCAACAAUCACUAAAGCUGCAACAACCUCUGUAGCUUCUACUUCCACUGAGGCCCCAACAACCACUGUAGCCCCUACUACCAAUGAGGAAUCAACAACUGAAGCUGCCACAACCACCAUAGCUCUUACUUCCACUAAGUUCCCAACCUCUGAAGCUGCAACAACCACUGUUGCUCUUACAACCACAGAAGAAGCCACAACCAAUUUAGCUCCUACUACCACUGAGAUCCCAACAACUAAAGCAGCAACCACUGAGGCCCCAACAACCAUUAAAGCUGUCACAAACACUUUAGCUCCAGUUACCACUGAACAACCACAACUGAGUUGUCACAACCAAUUUAACUCAACUGAGGUUCCAACAACCACUGAAGCUGCAACCACUGUUGCUUCUACUACCACUGCAGCUGCAACCACUGUAUCUUCUACUACCACUGGGGCACCAACAACCACUAAAGCUGCCACAACCAAUUUAGCUUCUACUGCCACUGAGGUCCCAACAACCACUGAAGUUGCAACAACCACUGUAGCUCUUACUACCAUUGAAGCCCCAACAACCACUGUAGCUCCUACUUUUAUUGAAACCUUAACAACCACUAUAGCUCCUAUUACCACUGAGGCCCCAUCAACCACUCUCUUACUUCCACUGAGUUCCCAACAAGUGAAGCUGCCACAACCACUGUUUCUCCUACUGCUGCUGAGGCUCCAACAACCACUGAAGCUGCCACAAAAAAAAAUAGCUCCUGCUACCAUUGAGGUCCCAAUAACCACUGAAGCAGCAACAAUCAUUAUAGCUCCUACUACCUUUAGGGCAUCAAUGACCACUGUAGCUCUUACUACUGCCAUCUCAAUAACUGAAGCAGCUACAAUUACUGUAGCUCCUACCACUCAGGCACCAACAACCGCUGAAGAUGUAACAACCACUGUAAUUACAACCACUGAAGCCCCAACAGCAACUGAAGCUGCUACAAUCACUGUAGCUCCUACAACCACUGAGGACACAACAACCACUGAAGCUGCAACAACCAGUGUAGCUCAUCCUACAACUCAAACAUCAACAACCACUGAAGCUACCAUAACCACUGCAACUCUUACUUCCACUGAGGCCCCAACCACUGAAGCUGCCACAACCAAUUUGAUUCUUACUAACACUGAGGUCCCAAGAACCACUGAAACUGCCACAACCACUGUAGCUCUUACUACCACUGAAGCACCAACAACCACUGAAGCUGCCACAACCACUGUUGCUCUUAGUUCGACUGAGACCCAAACAACUGAAGCUGCCCCAACCAAUUUUGCUUCUACUACCAUGCAGGCCCCAACGACCACUUAUGUUGCCACAACUAAUUUAGCUCCUAUUACCACUGAGGACCCAACAACCACUCUAGUUCCUACUACCACUGAAACCCCAACAACCACUGAAGCUACAACAACCAUUUUAAUUCCUACUACCACUGAAGCCCAAACAACCACUAUAACUCCUACUACCUUUGAGGCACCAACGACAACCUUAGCUCUUACUACUGACGUCUCAGCAACUGAAGCUGCUACAACUACUGUAGAUUUUACUACAACUGAGGCACCAAGAACUGAAGGUGUCACAACCACUGUCCCAACAACCACUAAAGCUGCAACAAAAGCUGUUGCUUCAACUUCCAAUGAGGCCCCAAUAACAGAAACUGCCACAACCAAUUUCGCCCCGAUAACCACAGAAGUUACAACUACUUUAGCUCCUACUACCACUGAGGCUCCAACAAUCGCUGAAACUGCAACAACCACUGCCCCUACAACCAUUAAAGCUGCAACAACCACUGUAGCUCUUAUUACCGCUGAGGUCCCAACAACAACUGAAUCUACCACUAAGGCCCUAACAACCACUCUAGCUGCAAUAAUUACUGAGUCCAAAACUACCGCUGAGGUUAAAACAACCACUGUAGCUUCUACUACCAUUGACACCUCAACAACCACUCUAGCUGCCAUAACAAAUUUAACUCCUACUAUCACUGAGGCCCCAACAGCCACUGUAGCUCCUUUUACCACUGAGGAACCAACAACGACUGAAGCUGCAACAACCAUUUUUGCUUUUACUUCCACUGAGUUUUCAAAAACUGUAGCUAUCAUAACCAAUUUAGCUUCUACUACCACCAUCAACGUCUCUCCUGCGGCCACCACUAGUGAUCCAGCCACCACUACUGGGAUCAGCUUUCACUGCAGAACCAAUAAAAAUCCAACCUCAGCUUUAACACUAGCACCUGCAUCUACUUCUGUUUUCACUUCCACAUUUGCCAACGCAAGCUCUACAAGUUUCAUUACUUCUACAACGCUGGCAGCCUUUAGUACAACCACGCAAUUUUCUACAGAUCUUACAAUGCAACAUCUGCCUCGUCAGCCUCCAAUGCAGCUUUUGUCUCCGGUACCACAAUGGCCCUGUAAUUUAGCAUACUCAAGUAGUAAAUUAUCUGCCGUCUUGGUGUUCACAACAGUGAGCCCCCCCAACAUACUCAUAUCGCCCAUCGAAACCAUUCUCCCAUCCAUACUUACCCCAGUCUCUGGUACUGUGUCUUUGAUGGAGUCAUGUAGCAUGUGUGCAAUAUUCAUGGAUCCUCACAUUCAAACAUUCGAUAAUGAGUUGCUUACAUUGACCACAAAGUGUAACUACUCCCUUGUGCAACCCGGUUUUAGUUACUCUCCGGACUUUGCUGUUUAUACGCAGUUUGAAACUUGCUUUAAUAUCGGGUCUUGCGUAGGCCACAUAACAUAUGUGGACAAUGCCAACACCGUUAUAUCACGCGAUAUUGCUGGCUGGACAGACGAUGAGACGCUUAACGUGAACGGCGAGGACUACUCUCUCCUGAACUACCCGACCCCCGUGACAUCAGGCAGCACCCCGCACCCUGUCCUGGCAUGGAGCAAGGGCAACAGCAUUCGCCUUGUCGGUUCCAGCAAAGUUGCAAUGCAGAUAUACAAGACCGUGACGUUUGUAUUCAUCCACGAGAGUGUAACAAACCUCCACGGCCUCUGCGGCACAGAAGACAGCUCCUCUGACUAUGUUGAUCGUUUAAAUGCAACUUCCACACCUGACGCGUUCUACGAUUCUUGGAAGACACAAACACAACAGACUUCGUGCAAUUCUCGUCGAAAGAAGAGGGCAACUACAGCGUUUAUCGACAGACACGACUACACUGAAGUCGCUUUCAUCAAUAUUGUUAUUGCAAUUGUUAGACAUGCCAUGAUUUUGACACAACGUACUGAAAGGGUUUCCACGCAGAUCUGCAAAUCUGCCGGGCCCGACAUCCGUCAACGCCACUCAAACUGCCUAGCAAUUUCUGACAGUCUGAGUGCUGCUGUCAGUAGAGCAAAAGGGGUUUGCACUCCUUGGCACCCACUUCUGGCCUUGUUUCUGGCAGAUUCAGUUGCUUGGUGUCGCUGGAUGCACAGAGACGCGGUUGACUUCGAAAUUACUAAUCUUGAUAUUUCGUCUCUUGAUCGUCCCUUAGAUACCAACUUCCCGGAAUCAAUUCCUAGCAAUCGCUUCGGGUUCAUCUACUCCCGAGAUAACGAGUGUACAGUCGACGCCAGCAAAAGGGAGGAAUUUAACAGCAGCUGCACCACUGUCGUCCUUUCCACAACGCAUCUAAACUAUUCAGUCCCUGAAGUGUCCUCCGAGAAUCUGAUUAAUGCCUGUGUGUUCGAUCUGUGCAUGGUGUACAUGAACACGAGCGAUAAUCAAGCUGUUCUAGAUUAUUUGUACGCCGAUGUUGUUGACACAGUGCAAGCCUUCAUCUUAACGACUAUAAAUGUCACUACAUCAUCGACUGCCUCACCCACAACCACCUUAGAAUCUACAAGUGCGCCCACGACCUCAGCAACUACAGAAGUAGUUACUACUACAUCCCAAGCUUCACCAGCAAAUAAGAAAGUAGAUGCUUCUGUAUUGUCUUCUCCACCAACAGUUACAGAAACAGUUAUCCUGAUAACAACGCAGUACAUCACCAAUGACCAAAUACUCAGUCCCAUCAAGAUGCAUUCCAUCAACAACUGCAGAGAUAGCAACCACUUCAACACCAGUCCCAUUAUCAAGGACAGAGCUAAUACUACACUCCAAGCUUCAUUGACAACUACAGAAGCUGGUGCUACUACUAAUGUUUCAGUUUCUGAACCAAGUUCAACUACCCUUACCACACCUUCACUUCCUGAAACUAAUACUACGACCACUGAAGAUGUCAUAACAACCACUGAAGCUGCAACAACUACUGUAGCUCAUACUACCCCUGAGGCCCCAACAACCACUGAAGCUGCCACAACUACUGCCCCAACAACCACAGAAACUGCCACAGCCACUGUAGCUCCUACUACCACAGAGGCCCCAACAGCCCCAACAACCACUGAAACUGCAACGACUAUAGCUUCUACUGCCACUGAAGCCCCAACAACCACUGAAGCUGCCACAACUACUGUAGCUCCUACCACCACUGAGGCCACAGUCCUACUACCACUGAAGUUGCCACAACCAUUGGAGCUCCAACUACCACUAAGAGCUCCUACUACCACUAAGGCCCAAAAAACUACUGAAGCUCCCACAACUACUACAGGUCCUACUACCACUGAAGUUGCCACAACCAUUGGAGAUCCAACUACCACUAAGACCCCAACAAUCACUGAAGCUGCCACAACUACUGUAGCUCCCACUACCACUAAAGACCAAACAACCACUGAAGCUGCAACGACUACUGCCCCAACAACCACUGAAACUGCAACGACUAUAGCUUCUACUGCCACUGAAGCCCCAACAACCACUGAAGCUGCCACAACUACUGUAGCUCCUACCACCACUGAGGCCACAGUCCUACUACCACUGAAGUUGCCACAACCAUUGGAGCUCCAACUACCACUAAGAGCUCCUACUACCACUAAGGCCCAAAAAACUACUGAAGAUGCCACAACUACUGCCCCAACAACCACUGAAACUGCAACGACUAUAGCUUCUACUGCCACUGAAGCCCCAACAACCACUGAAGCUGCCACAACUACUGUAGCUCCUACCACCACUGAGGCCACAGUCCUACUACCACUGAAGUUGCCACAACCAUUGGAGCUCCAACUACCACUAAGCUGCCACAACUACUCUGCCACAACUACAAUAGCUCCUACUACCAUUGAGGUCCCAACAACCACAAAAGCUGCAACGACUACUGUAGUUCUUACUACCACUGAGGCCCCAACAACCACUGAAGCUGGCACAACCACUGAAGCUGCCACUACUCUUAUAGCUCCUACUACCACUGAGGCCCCAACAACCACUGAAACUGCAACGACUAUAGCUUCUACUACCACUGAGACCACUGAAGCUGCCACAACUACUGUAGCUCCUACUACCACUGAGGCCCCAACAACCACUGAAGCUGCCACCACUGUAGCUCCUACUACCACUGAGGCCCCAACAACCACUGAAGCUGCCACAACUACUAUAGCUCUUACUACCACUGCCCCAACAACCACUGAAGCUCCUACUACCACCGAGGCCACAACUGUAGCUCCUACUUCAACUGAGGCCCCAACAACUACUAAAGCUGCAACAACUACUGUGGCUUCUAUUACCACUGAGGCCCCAACAACCACUGAAGCUGCCCCAACCACAGAAGCUGCAACAACCACUGUAGCUGCUACUACCACUAAGGCCCCAACAACCACUAAAGCUGCCACAACCACAGAAGCUGCAACAACCAUUGUAGCUCCUACUACCACUGUGGCCCCAACUACUACUGAAACUGCAACGACUGUAGCUUCUACUAUCACUGAGGCCCCAGCAACCACUGAAGCUGCCACAACUACUUUAGCUCCUACUACCACUGAGGUCCUAACAACCACUGAAGCUGCAGCAACUGAAGCUGCCACAACUACCAUAGCCCUUACUACUACUGAGGCCCCAACAACCACUGAAGCUCCUACUACCACUGAGGCCCCAACAACCACUGUAGCUCCUACUACCACUAAGGCCCCAACAACCACUGAAGCUCCUACUACCACUGAGGCUUCAACAACUACUGUAGCUCCUACUACCACUGAGGCCCUAACAACCACUGAAGCUGCCACAACUACUAUAGCUCCGACUACCACUGAAGCUGCCACAACUACCAUAGCCCUUACUACUACUGAGGCCCCAACAACCACUGAAGCUCCUACUACCACUGAGGCCCCAACAACCACUGUAGCUCCUACUACCACUAACGCCCCAACAACCACUGAAGCUCCUACUACCACUGAGGCUUCAACAACUACUGUAGCUCCUACUACCACUGAGGCCCUAACAACCACUGUAGCUCCAACUACCACUGAGGCCCCAACAACCACUACUGAAGCUGCCACAACUACUAUUGCUUCUAUUACCACUGAGGCCCCAACAACCACUGAAGCUGCCACAACCACAGAAGCUGCA
Penaeus indicus is the source of this 11031-nucleotide messenger RNA. RefSeq names its product mucin-2-like. The annotation marks the transcript as partial. The record is from RefSeq and is a predicted model, not a curated record. The transcript is spliced from 70 exons. Lineage: Eukaryota; Metazoa; Arthropoda; Malacostraca; Decapoda; Penaeidae.